UGCCGCCCGCGAAACUCGUCGUCGACUUGCGCGCUUGGGAUUUUCUCGGAAUUUGCAUUUCCACAAAUAGGAGCCGUCGAAAAACGUCUCAGCAAUCGCGGUGCGCUAGUUGGCAGCGAAGAGACAACAAUCACCAGCAGCACAAGCAGCAGCAACAAUGGCCCUCAGCCGCAUCUAUGCAUCAAAGUUGGCAUGUGCCGCCAAUAAGAAUGCCCUGCCGGCAAUCGCUACGUUCGUGCGCAAUGCUUCCGACAGCACAGACCUGAAGGCCGUCCUGGCGGAAAAGAUCCCGAAGGAGCAGGAGCGGAUCAAGAACUUCCGUAAGCAGCAUGGCAACACUAAGGUUGGCGAAGUCACCGUUGAUAUGAUGUAUGGCGGUAUGCGUGGCAUCAAGGGCCUGGUGUGUGAAACUUCCGUGCUUGAUCCGGAGGAGGGCAUCCGUUUCCGCGGUUUGUCGAUCCCCGAGUGCCAGGAAGUGCUUCCGAAGGCUCCAGGUGGUCAGGAACCGCUGCCUGAGGGUCUGUUCUGGCUGCUGAUCACUGGUGAUGUGCCGUCGAAGGCUCAGGUCGAUGCGCUGUCGCGCGAAUGGGCCAACCGUGCUGCGCUGCCCUCGCACGUCGUCACCAUGCUGAACAACAUGCCCACCUCUCUGCACCCAAUGUCGCAGCUGAGCUGCGCCGUGACCGCUCUGAACCACGAGAGCAAAUACGCGAAAGCGUACUCCGAAGGUGUACACAAGAGCAAGUACUGGGAGUACGUGUACGAGGACAGCAUGGACCUGAUUGCGAAGCUGCCGGUAAUUGCGGCCACUAUCUACCGCAACACGUACCGUGAUGGUAAGGGUAUUGGUGCAAUCGACCCGAAGAAGGAUUGGUCGGCCAACUUCACCAAGAUGCUGGGCUAUGAGGACGAGAAGUUCACCGAGCUGAUGCGCCUGUACCUGACCAUCCACAGUGACCACGAGGGUGGUAACGUGUCGGCCCACACGGUUCAUCUGGUCGGUUCGGCACUGAGCGAUCCGUACCUGUCGUUUGCCGCUGGCAUGAACGGUCUCGCCGGUCCGCUUCACGGAUUGGCCAACCAGGAGGUGCUGGUGUGGCUGCAGAAGCUGCGCAAGGAGCUGGGCGACAAUGCCAGCGAGGAAAAGGUGAAGGAGUUCAUCUGGAAGACGCUGAAGUCGGGCCAGGUGGUGCCCGGUUACGGUCACGCUGUGUUGCGCAAGACCGAUCCCCGCUACACCUGCCAGCGCGAGUUCGCCCUCAAGCACCUGCCAAACGAUCCGCUGUUCGGGCUGGUCUCGAACAUCUACAAGGUCGUGCCCCCAAUCCUGACCGAGCUCGGCAAGGUGAAGAACCCGUGGCCAAACGUAGAUGCGCACUCCGGUGUGCUGCUGCAGUACUACGGCCUGAAGGAGAUGAACUACUACACCGUGCUGUUCGGUGUAUCGCGCGCCCUCGGCGUGUUGGCGUCGCUCGUGUGGGAUCGUGCUCUCGGUCUGCCGAUCGAGCGUCCCAAGUCGAUGUCCACCGAUGGAUUGAUCAAGGCCACCUCCAAGUAAAGGGAGAAAGCUCCUUUUAUUGCAUAAACAAAUACACACGCACUUAAACCACACAACCGUCAAACACACACACACACACGCAUCCUUUGCAACUCUAAGCAUAAGUUUUCAUCGAAAUGAGUAAUUUAAACACACACCCGACAAAGUAAAGCAAACAUGAAUGUGCAGUCGCAACCAAGACCCCAACAGCAUAUACAGCUCAUCAUCAUUGAUCCCGACUCUCAGGCAGGAGCGAAGCAAAACGGACAAGGGAGGGAAACGGCAAUUCUACGAUAUUAAGGCCAGCGCCGGAACGUUAGUCACAAGCAAGGAGAAAGAGAAAAGCUAGAGCGAAUAGAGCGUGUUACACAAUUUGCAACCAAAAACUACCAAACUCUGCGAUAGUUAAUUGAGUUAAAAACUAUACAAAAUAGCUUUUAGAGUGAUAGAUACAACCAUCCCUCCCGAAAGAGAAUGCUGUUGGUGUGAGAAGACCUUCCCAGCGCUCUACCCUUAAGAAACAAAACGAGGACAACGACGGCAAGAGAAAUAUGUUAAAGAGCGACAGGAAAACGAUAAUUAAAACAAAGAAAUAUGUAAUAAUAAUACUUUAUCCUCUCUCGUAGAGAGUGUCGCAAAACAAAACAGAACAAGAACAAUCUAAUUACGAGAGUUACGCAAAAUGUAAGAAAAGAUGCGCGUUUGUUCAGACGCAACGCGAAGAAAGAAUCAUUUUCUACGUUUGCCUGUGUAAGGUCGUCCUGUGGUCGAGCAAAAUUCUCUUGAAGUAUUUGAAAGUACAUCUGACAAAAAUGCAUGCUGUAGAAACGUUUUAUUUCAACUCACGUUCUUAAAUCUUCACACAACCGCUUUGCGGAUGGGGAACCAGAUAGGAUUGGUAGAGAAAAACAGCGAUAUAAUCUUUAAAUUAGUAGCACGUUUGCUCGUAGUAGAGUUUUCCACGUGGUAUAAGCCCAAACGGUGGGCGGAAAUGUGGUGCCGUGGUUCCAGUGUUCCUUUCGUUUCCAUUGAGUACAUUAUUUUGUUGUAUAAGAGUGGCGUCUAGCAACUUAAUUAGUUUAGAAUGAUCGUUAACGUUUGUUUUUGCCUUGUGGGCAGUCCCUUUUGUUCAGUUACAUAAUUUAAAUUAUUGUUUUUUUUUGUCUCAUAUACGCUGCAGACUUUAUCAAGCUUGGGGAAGGAAAAAGCUACAUGCAUUAUUACAUUAGCGCAUAUUUGCUAGGGCCAGAUGGGCAUUCGUUCGCGCGAAUGCGUUGCAUUUUUCCGCACCGUAAUAUGCUGACCCAGUAAUUAAUAUUUAUUGCUUUCUGAGAACGUAUGACGUUUGGUUCAUGUUGUAGGUACGGUACGGAAGUGCGCCCAUUGCGUUGUUCUGUGGUGUAAAUCAACCAGCACACGAUUUACGACUUUCUCUCCCCGACUUGGCUAGUUUUUCAAUUUGAUGAUUUCCGUAUGAUUGAGAGAGGAUGAGUUUGUUUUGCUAAACGAAAUAAAUUGAACAAAUUGAUUUCAAACAACAGUUUGAUGCGUUAUAGAAAAGACCUCGGAAUCUAAAUUCUCACCUGACAAUAAAAAAGCGAAUCGCAACGCGCCCGUCGAAUUGUACAACUUUCUGCACUGCCAAAAGCGUCGAAGCGCCGUCUGCUUUCGUACAAAUUUACUCAAUAAAUGAAUGUUUCAUGU
Anopheles moucheti is the source of this 3241-nucleotide messenger RNA. It is a transcript of the gene kdn, whose product is annotated as probable citrate synthase 2, mitochondrial. Gene Ontology annotation, biological process: citrate metabolic process; tricarboxylic acid cycle; carbohydrate metabolic process. Gene Ontology annotation, cellular component: mitochondrial matrix. The record is from RefSeq and is a predicted model, not a curated record. Bases 158 to 1558 code for a protein of 466 amino acids. NCBI's taxonomy places the organism in Eukaryota, Metazoa, Arthropoda, Insecta, Diptera, Culicidae. The transcript has 5 exons.